AUGGCGGUACCGGGCGGAAAGUUCUUUAUCCAAGAGAAGCUGAAGACUCCGGCGAAGCAUCACGAGUCUUAUGAACAGCUUUGGGAGACGAAAUGGAAGAAGCCUGCAGAGAUGGGCGUCUACCCCUUCAUGUUCGGCACAGCCUCAGACUUCGAGCCGAUAGUGAAAGAGAUGAAAUCCAAAAAUAUGAAAGAGCCCUACAACUGGGACGAAUACGCCAAAAUCUACUUUCCCCAAGCCGAAAAACUCAAAUCCAUAGCUGAAGAAGCCGAGAAAAAUGGCGAGAAGGGGAAAGCAUCAGAAUACUACCUCCGCUCCAGCGCCGUUUACCGCAUCAGCCGCUUCCCCGCGCCACGCAGCGACGUCCAACGCGAAGCCUGGAAACUAGGCAAAGAAGUCUGCAUCAAAGGCCUAGGAAUGCGACCUAAUCCCGUUCACGAAGUCAUGAUCCCACACGUCCACGGCAACCAAGAGGAAGGCGACCACAUACCCGUCUACCACCUCGUCCCCGACGGCGCCUCCAAAGAGAACCCCGUACCCACUGUCAUCAUAUUCACCGGCCUCGACGGCUACCGCACCGAACUAGCCGUCUGGAUGGAAGGCUGGCGCCGCGUAGGCGUCGCCACCAUUGUCCUCGAGAUACCCGGUACUGGAGACUGUCCCGCUACAGCAUCGGACCCCACAUCCCCAGACCGUCUCUACAGCUCACUGUUUGACUGGAUAGACUCGCAGGAGCGUCUAGAUGCGAAGAAAGUUGCCAUCUGGGCCUUCAGCACAGGCGGCUACUACGCCAUCCGCGUCGCUCACACACACGCCGACCGUCUCGCAGGCGUCGUUGCACUAGGAGGAGGCUGCCACCACAUGUUUGCCCGCGAAUGGCUCGACAAUGUAAACCACCUCGAGUACCCCUUUGAUCUCGCCAACACACUCGCCUACAAAUGGGGUUACGGCAACGACGUCGAAUCUUUCAAACAAGAAGCCAUGGAUAAAUUCUCACUGCUAAACGACGGCACGCUGGAUAAACCGCUGUGUGCAAGGUUGCUCUUGGUAAAUGGGACUGAGGAUGAGAUUUUCCCAAUUGAUGAUUACUAUCUUGCGUUACAGCAUGGUGCGCCCAAGGAAGCGAGGUUCAUACCGGGCAUCAAGCAUAUGGGGGAGCCGGAAAGCUUCUUUGUUAUUAUCAAGUGGUUGUAUAGGUUGUUUGGGAUUGAGGCUGAGAUCGGCGCGCAGAUGUCGACGUUGAUGUUUAAGCCCAAGUACUAA
Molecule: messenger RNA, 1263 nt
Organism: Alternaria atra
Lineage: Eukaryota; Fungi; Ascomycota; Dothideomycetes; Pleosporales; Pleosporaceae
Exons: 2
Coding region: 1-1263 (420 amino acids)
Source: RefSeq, a predicted model, not a curated record